This is a messenger RNA of Zeugodacus cucurbitae (melon fly), 867 nucleotides long. RefSeq lists its product as uncharacterized. The transcript has 4 exons. Bases 182 to 643 code for a protein of 153 amino acids. The record is from RefSeq and is a predicted model, not a curated record. NCBI's taxonomy places the organism in Eukaryota, Metazoa, Arthropoda, Insecta, Diptera, Tephritidae.
UCCAACAAAAUUUCAAAAACACAUUUCGUUUUAUUUACAAACAAAAAUUAAAUAUUUACUCAAAAUUUCAUUUUCAAAAUUCAAAAUACCAAGAAAAGCCACCAGCUUCCGCCAUUCAAAUACACUGAAAGAAACAGGCAUAAUUACUAAUAAGAGAGUAAAGUUCCACAUUGCAUAAUUAAUGGUUGUUCUGUGCUCUACGACAGAGGAUAAAGCUAUUGCUUUAGCCUAUAUCAGUUUAGGAUUUUGGGCAUUUUGCACAUUAUUCCAUACAUUGAUUAUACUGGUGCAUGCCAGUUUGGAUACCAUAGAACUGAAACGCUGUGAUACGGCGUUAAUUAGAUUUGUGAAGACAUCGCCCAUUGAUUUUCACUUCAAUUCGCUGUUUGGUGAUUUACUACGCACUGGUGCCUCAUUUAUACUACUCAAAGCAAUUAAUGACUGCAACACCAAUAUGCUUGUGAACUUUUUGCGCUUCAAAUAUAUUGAAGUAUUUCUUCUACUCAUUUUAUUUAUGGUCAGCUGCUUUAGAGAAGAAGCGAAUGCCUUUGUGAAGGCUUAUUAUACGAUGUCGCUGGUUCUUGAUUUGGCAAUGCUUUAUAUUAUAUUCAAAUAUUGCUGCGAGCUCUUGGCCAAUAAGUGAGCAGGAAAUGAAAUUCACUUCCUUGAAAGCGCUUGUAUACAGGGUGUAUGUGUGUGUGGAAUUAAAGCGUCCAGCGGCAAUGAAAAAUUGAAGAGUUAUAGAAAUAAUUCAGUAAAAAUUAUACAAAAAUUAAUUUUAUGCAAUGUUAUAUAUCAAAUUUUUGUAACAAAAGUGUAUUUUAUGACAAAAAAUAUAUUAAUGUGAAAUAAAAAAAUUGCAAACAU